Hyalella azteca is the source of this 810-nucleotide messenger RNA. RefSeq lists its product as uncharacterized. The transcript has 2 exons. The record is from RefSeq and is a predicted model, not a curated record. Lineage: Eukaryota; Metazoa; Arthropoda; Malacostraca; Amphipoda; Hyalellidae. The coding region runs from base 12 to 335 and encodes 107 amino acids.
UCACGGCAUCAAUGGGAGACUGCAGUAGUGCCGGUGCCGCUUACCGUGGUGGCGAGGUCGGCGAUGUGGGUGACGGUGGUGGCGAUGGCGGCUGUGGCGUUAAAUUCAGUGGUGUCGAUAAUGGUGGCGCUUCUUCAAACAAUCCUAUUAUUGUGCAACCUCCCAACGCCGCGUGGAAUGAGGCACAUUCUUCUGGUCGCAACCAGAACUCUCAAAAUAAAAUGGUUUUCGGGAUGUGCCGAAAGAGGACGUGUUGCUUGGGCAUCGGACUCUUCUUCAUGUUCGCAACCACGGUUACCUGCAUAACCAUCAAAUUCAUCAACUCCUACUACUAAACUAAGAACUUAAACACUAUAUAGGUUAAGUUUAUUGAAAGCAACACUAUAUAAAUCAAGAUCAACGUUGUAACCUUGUAUACAACUCUGCCAAUAUUUCACUAAACCUAUAUAAGGACUAAGGUUGUAUCUCUCCCUAUCUUGUUAGCAUUUGCCUACGUGGGUCUGAGAUAUACUUAAAGCUUAUUAAAGUGUUUAUUGUCAUGUGAACAGAUAAAAGAUCGAAGGAAAUAGAUUCGUUAUGUCAAAAACUUACUACUUAGAAUUGAUAGAAAGUAUCGUUAGCGACAAAUAAAUUUCACAGCAACAAAAAUGAGCGCAAUUUGCUAUAUUUUUUGCACGCAAAACCAUUACAAGAAUAACGAUACCCGGAUUCCACUUAUACAUGUCUGCCGAUUUUAUCAUUUACAACGACAUUGUAUAGGAUAUCAAAAAAUCAAAAGUCAGGAAAUGCAAUGACUUGCAAUAAAAAUUA